UCGCCCUCCUACUCCCGCCCUUGUCCUUCAUGGCCUCAUCCUCUCCCUGGUCCUCCCAGGUGACUGCCCACGCCUGCUGUCACCAUGACGACCAUUCACCACAAGCAGAUGCUGCAGGAGCACGUGUCCAUGGAGUUCUCCAGCUCUGCCACCCACGUGCAGACCUUCUCCCAGACAACCAAGAUAGUGGGAGAGCAAGUCGUGUCGAGGAAGUCCUCGGGCACUGCCGAGUUCUUCAACUUGGUGACACGGAGCUCCGACGUCCUGCGGGCGGGAGAGUCGGAGUUCGUGGAGAAGCCUCAGCCUGUCCUCGCGUCCGAGGGCGAUAAAGGCGUGUUCCGAGCCCGGGUGCAGAGGAACCCCAAACCCGACACCUCCUGGAAGAGGGAGAGCGGCAUCCCCAUCAAGGAGUCCGCCAAGAUAUUCUGCGACAACAUGAACAAGGAGCACGUGCUGAAGCUAGAGCCACUGACCUCCGUGGACUCGGACAACUACAAGUGCAUUGCAAGCAAUGACCAUGCAGAUGCCAUCUAUACCGUGCCCUCGCUGGUGACAGAGGGUCAAGAUAGAAUGGAUUUCAAAAAGCUGUUGAAAAAGAGGGUUCCUCCUGCUCCCAAAAAGCAGAAGGUGACAAAUGAGAAAGAGAUGCUGGAGAUUUUGUCCAAGGGGCCCAAGAAGGACUUUGAGAAGGUCUGCAUGGAGUAUGGUUUCACCGACUUCCGGGGGCUGCUCAAGAAGCUCAAAGAGAUGAAGAAAGUGGAGGUGGGGGCCAUCCGGAUUCUGAAGCCCCUGGAAGACAGAGAGACCAAGGUUGACACCACAGUGGUCUUUGACUGCAUCAUGGAGCUGAAGGACCCCCAUGUCAAGAUGAUAUGGAUCAAGGGUAACGAGCCACCGAGGAUCGAGUGCUCCCCGGACAAGUACGAUGUGAAGCAGAUAGGCACCAAGCACAUGCUGGUCAUCACCAACGUGAACAUGAAUGACACAGGCACCCACAGCCUGUGUGGUGACAAGCGGAUGAGUGCCCAGCUCACAGUGCUGGAUGAGCCGCUGAAGUUCUUGGGACAGACGAAGCCAAUGAAGGUGACAGAGUGCCAGACAGCUGUGUUUGAGAUCUGCCUCUCCAAGAAAGUGCCCAACUUUGUGUGCAAGUUCAGUGGGAAGGAGCUGAAGAGGGAUGAAAAGUAUGAAAUCACAGUGUCCGAGGAGGGUCUGACCCACAGGCUUAAGAUUAAAGAUGCCAGACUCAGCAACAGUGGUGAGUUCUCUGCCGAGGCGGGGGACCUGGUACAGAAGGCCCAGCUCCCUACUGACCGCAUCCGCAUCAAGUUUGUGAGCACCCUCAAGAAUGUAUGUGUGAAAGAGAGGAGCCAGGCAUGCCUUGAGUGUGAGCUGACAUCCAAGGAUGUGACACUGAGCUGGAAGAAGGAUGGGUGGCUGCUGGAGCAUGGCAACAAGUACAGCAUGAACCACGAGGGCAAGCGAGCAGAGCUGGUCAUUGAAGAUGCACAGCUCAGUGACAGUGGCGAGUACACCACGGUGGCCAUGCAGGAUGGGGACCCCACUGAAUACAACAGUACUGCCACAGUCACCGUGGAGGAGCGUCUGGGCACGGUGAAGAGCAGGAUGUCCGACUUGCAUGCGGCCACCGGGAGCCUGGCUGAGCUGUGUGUAGUGCUGAACAAUGAGAAGGUGGAGGACGUGUGGCUGAAGGAUAGCAAGGAGAUCACAGACUUGCCCGGUGUGCAGAUCGUGAAGCAGGGUGCGGUGCACAAACUCAUCUUCCCCAACAUGGGCCCCGAGCACGAGGGCAAGUACACAUUCCGGGCCAAGGCUGCAGAGAGUGAAACCUCGGUAUUCGUUGCAGAUCCUCCUAUCCUCGACCCGUCGCGGCUGGAGGCACCGGCAGCGUACCCCGUGACCGUGAAGGUGGGCCACACGGCGACCAUCAAAGUGCCCUUCCAGGCAAAGCCACUGCCCAAAGUGAUGUGGUACAAGGACAGCGUGGAGGUGACAGAGGAGGCACUCGUGUCCAUGGAGCGCGAGGAAGACCAGGCGCUGCGCAUGAUUUCAAACUGCAUGUGCGAGGACAAUGGCCUCGUUAUGCUCAAGCUCAAGAAUGACUACCGCUCGGCCACAGCCACUCUGCACCUCAGCGUGCUUGACCGCCCCAAGCCUCCCCAGCGCUGGGUGGAGUUCCUGGAGCUCUCGGGCAGUUGUGUGCACAUGAAGUGGAAGGCCCUGAAGGACAAUGGUGGGUGGCCUGUGACACAGUUCAUCGUGGAACGCAAGGCGGUCGGCAAGAAGGCCUGGAUUAAGAUAGGCGAGGUGGACAGCAAACUCACCUGAUUCUCCACCAGCGAGGUGGAAAAGGGAAAAGCCUACCAGUUUCGUAUCCUGGUGGUCAUUUUGGAAGGAGUGAGCGACCCUCUGGAGACAGACAAAGUGUUUGCAGGAAAUCCUGUUGGUCAGUCAGAUAGCCCUGUGCUCAGGGGUCAGGAUGGGGCCUUCAGCCAGCGAGGAAGGCUGGUCUGUGCGGAAUUCCACAGGGGCAUGUCUCUAGCUGUCCCACUGUUUGAGGAGGUCCCCAACAUGGUGACUUUGACCUGGAACCACAAUCCCGACCUGAAGGAGGACAGUGAUGCCCACUAUGUCAUCCUGAAGCGGGAUGCCAGCACAGCCACCUGGUUCACUGCGGCCCAUCAGGUCUUCAGCACCAAGUAUGCGGUGACGGGGCUGCUCCCGGGCAGUAGUACUUCACUACUUCGAGUGGUGGCCUGGCACGAAAUUGGUGACAGCAACCCACUCGACUCCAGGGAUACCUGGCUCAUCAACAAGGACAAGAUCGAGGACCUGAGCGCCAAGCUGAAGCCGUACCAGCCGAGGGACUGGCGCCACGCGCCGCGCUUCCUGACCCUGCUCAAGCGGCACGCGGUGCUGCGCGGCCAGGACUGCACCAUGACCUGCGUCUUCCUUGGGAACCCGCGGCCCACGGUGACCCUCUACAAGGGCGACGUCAACAUCACGGCCAUCUCCAAGUUCUGGUACAGCUCCACCAGGGGCGUGUGCACAACCGUCAUCCCCACCGGCACGCUCAAGGACAGCGGUGAGUACAGCGUGGCGGUGGAGAACGAGCUGGGCAAAGACCCCAGCAGCUGCCCGCUCACCGUUUAUGACAAAGAUGAUAAGUCAAUUCCAGCAUCAGUCACUGAGAGUCUGCAGAAGAAAUCCAAGUAUCUUAUGGGAGCUCCAGCCCCACCCACGCAUCAGGAGAAUGUUGUGAUGUGGGGCUUCUGGCCUGUCCUCUGCGUGGCCUCAGGAUCUCUGUAA
Messenger RNA from Ceratotherium simum simum (southern white rhinoceros), 3330 nucleotides. The record is from RefSeq and is a predicted model, not a curated record. NCBI's taxonomy places the organism in Eukaryota, Metazoa, Chordata, Mammalia, Perissodactyla, Rhinocerotidae.